UGUGUUGAUGUCAGUACGGGCGUGUUUGCGAGGCGGGGAGGCGUCUUACACGGCCCCAAGCUUGCGGAAGGUGGUUCAUCGUGUGCGGUGUUGUCUGGAGUGUUGGAUAUCGAUUUGGAAGACACUGCUCGGGUGUUGACGGCGUGAAAUGGCGGCGAGGCGGCGUGCGGAGGUGAGUGGUUGAUGAUGGCAGGCAGCUCACACUUGCGACGUCGCUUGGCGGUGCAGCACCUUGAGCUCGGGCGCUUGGGCCACAUUACGCAUGAACUCUUGCAGCCGCGCUCUCGCCCUAGACACACGCAAUGCUGGGAGUCAAUUACGAGAGCAGUGAUGAGGAGGCGGAGCUCCCAGCGACUACAGCUAAAGUAAGUCUUGAGCAUGCGCCUGGGAGGACUUCGAUAGCUACUAAUAUUGAGUUGGCGAACGUUCCUGUAGCAGCAGCCGCACCCGAAGCCCUUCCUCGACCAGCUCCUCAGAAAGCCGCUCCUCCACCACCUGGUCCAGUUAAUGGACCUGCACAAGGCCCAACGGUGUUGCCACCUGCACCCGAGAACGAUCCUGCCGCCGACCCUCCAGGCUCACCGUACACGUCCAGUCGAGCUAUCAUCCAGAACUUGACCCUGCCCACCGUACCUAAUUUCGAUAUACCGCCUUCGCCACCAGGGUCGCCGCCACAGCGAGCGACAAAGAAAUUUACUCAAUUCCUCGAGCUGAAGAAGAAUGGUCAGCAUUUCAAUCAGCGGCUCGAGGGUUCAUCGGUGUUGCGCGAUCCAGGCCAUUCACAGAAAUUGAUGGACUUCGCUGGGAUAAGUGAAGAGGAGCAGUACGCAUCCACACUGUCAGACGAUCUCGCUGUACCUACAGUGUUCCCCCCGUGGGCAUAUGCAGAGGAGCUACGAGCGUCGCAGAAGACGAUUCUCAAGACAAAGGAGCAGAAGCAAUCUGGGGCACCAAGGGAGUUCGUCACUGCUACAAACUCUGGUGCUACGAGCCGUACGAGCACCCCAUCCGGGACGACAGGUAAAAGGAAAGGACUAGAGCACAGGAGUCGGGAGGUUUCGCCCAAGAGGAGAAGAUGAAGUGCAGGCGUAUUACCACACGAAUAUCAAUCUCACAUGCUUGAACAUGACGUAUGGGGGUGGAAAAUGGCUUCUGUAUGCAGCUCGGCAACGGCACAGCUGUCUGCGCCUUGUAGUGCCCCAGUUGCCCUUUUCUGAGUCGUAUCGAUGAGCGUUGUCAAGAGAAGAGACCCUGUACAUGCU
Didymella exigua CBS 183.55 is the source of this 1262-nucleotide messenger RNA. RefSeq lists its product as uncharacterized. Lineage: Eukaryota; Fungi; Ascomycota; Dothideomycetes; Pleosporales; Didymellaceae. The transcript has a single exon. Bases 303 to 1079 code for a protein of 258 amino acids. Gene Ontology annotation, cellular component: nucleus. Gene Ontology annotation, biological process: regulation of DNA-templated transcription. The record is from RefSeq and is a predicted model, not a curated record.